AUUUAUUAACUUUUAAUAUACAUAAAUAAGUAUAAAACACAAUAUAUGAUUUCCACACUUAUCAAGGAUUGUAGUGUAAUACUAACUUAAUUUAGUGUUGCUAAUUUGUAAAUCAAAAAAAUAAGUGGAAUAUAAUCAAGCAAAUUAGUGAUAUAUAAAAUAAAAAACAAUGCAUUUGAAAUUAACUGAAAAUAUUUGUUUGCAUACGUCAUCGGCAACAACACCAACGUUGUUGCUUUUUAUCAAAGUAGUUGCAUUGGGCGUUGUUGCAUUUAUUUCGCAUUCAUAUGUGUAAAUGUGUAGUAACAGAGCGAUAUUGUUUGUCUAUUUUUCACAUAUAGACAAAAACAAAUAUCAAUAAAUAUACUCUACAACCAGCAAAAGUACAACACAUAACUGAACUACACAAUACAGCGUAACAACAACACACAACUUAAAAACAACAACAUCAACAACAAGAAGUAAUAAUUGAACACGCGCUUCAAACACAAACGUCACAUACAUAUAUAUAGACGUCUAAAGUGAAAGCAGCGUGUGUACGCAUUCAAACAUCCCACCUCAAGGACAUUUUACACUCGUCUUCUGUGCUUUGCUGUGCUGCCUGCCUGCCUGCCUGACUGCUGCCUGCCUGCGAACACAACAACAAUAAGUAUAAAUGAAUGUCUUCUAGUUGAAUAGCAUUCCGUACGUAUGAGUGCUACAUUUUCCAUUUGUUGGGCUGACAUCAAAUUUGGGUAAAACAAGCAGUAGCUAAGGAGGAAGGAAGGAGAAGAAAAAGCAACAAAAGCAAGCAGUGCUGUUUGUUGCUCAACAAAUUUGUCUGCCUGUGUUUGUGCAUUUUUCGACUUAUCAAAUUGCCUGCUUACAGACAAGAGAAACCAACAAAGCAAAAAAAAAAGAAAAUAAAUUACCAUUAAUAGCACAAACAAAAAAUAAAAACAAAAACACAAAAUGGCUAGACGCAAAGGAAGUGGAAGAGGAAGACCUGCAUUGAACGCACGGAAAUCAGCAGUGGAUCCAAUAGGUGAUAAGAAAAAUAAUUCCAGUGCUGCAUUAGAGCAACAAAAUCAGGAAGAUCUCAGCAAUAUGAAGGCUGCAGCAACAGCCAAGCACUACAAUAAAACUAAAUUGCAGAAUAAUCAUCGAUCGGUAGAACGAAAGAGCACAAAUGCAACAAGUUCGAAUACUAAUAGUCCCACAACAUAUAAUAAAAAACACAAUAGCAACAACAACACAAAGAACAAUAAUGCAAAUUUGCAAAUAUAUAAUUCAGCAUUUGGCGAAACACACGGUGGCGGCAGUAAAGUUGCUGAUAAUGUAAAAAACUCAAAAUUAGCAAAGUCAACAAAAAAUUUACCAGCUACUUCGACGGAAACGGCGAUUGCGACGACGUCAGAUAAAGAUAGUUUUGAUCAAUUAGCAAUUAGCAAUGUUAAGGAUGCCAAACUAGAAAAUAAAAGAAAUACACAUGAAGAGCAAAAGACUGGGACAAAUGAAACAAGUACGAGUUCUAGCAGAAAUAAUAAUUUAAACAAUAUUAAUAAUAAUAACAGCAACAACAACAACAGUAACAGUGAUAAUAAUUUAAGUAAAAACAAUAGUAAUUUAAGUGUUAGCGAUAUUACUAGCAAUAAACAAUAUAAUAAGAGCAACACCAUCAACAAUAGUAUGUUGCAAACCACAAAUCAAAAUAAUAGUGAGACCACAAUUGGAGGAGCAGCAACAUCAUCGACGUCAUCAUCGCCAAAAGUGACUGUAAUUUCUUGGAAUAAUUCUAAAUAUUUGCACAAAAAAUUUAAACGUCUGGCGAGUACAACUGAAGUCGAUGGCAUAGCUGCUGAAGAGCAAAAUGCUAAUUUGGUCGAUUGUGUCAAUGGAAAAGCAGAUGAAAAGCUACGAUCAACAUCGUCUUCCUCGUCGGUAAGUUCAGCAUCUUCACCGCCACCCCAAACUGUACCCUUACAAAAUGCUAUUGUCGAAGUACAAAAAAAUAUCGAAAAUACUAUUCCGAAUGGUAUUAUCGGUUCAGUUCGUAAAGAGCCAUUAGUUAAUGCAGAAACAAAAUUUAUAAAACAGAGUGCCAAUAUAAACCCUAAAACAGAUGUACUACAGGAACAACUAAAACAGCACCAACAAGAGUAUAAAACAAAUAUAACUAACCAGAAUAGCAAUCCUCCAGCAAUGGCAACAGUAGAUAAUAUUACUACAUAUAAUAAUAUAAAUCAUAGUAAUGCUAAUAUAGUUCCAAGAACAGUUAGCAAUUCAAAUGUUAAUAACCACAAUGUAAGUCAGUCGAACGUAAGUCCUGUGGAAAUGGAAUGGAGUAAUAGUUCCGUAGUAUCUGUAGCUGAGCAAAAUAAUAGCACUGGUCGUUAUGUUUGUCAAUAUUGUAACUUGAAUUGUACAAAACCAUCUGUGCUACAAAAGCAUAUACGUGCCCAUACAAAUGAGAGACCAUAUCCUUGUGAGAUUUGUGGAAUAGCUUUUAAAACAAAAAGCAAUUAUUAUAAACAUUGCAGAUCUCGCACCCAUGCAGCUAGAAAACGUGGUAUCGAGAUUCCUGUCGAUGUUGAUGAUAGUACUUUUGCGGGAGGAUCCGAUCAAGAAAUAGAUGCAGAAUUAAGUAACAGCAGUUCGGAUGUGUUAAGUCGAACAGCUUCACCAAUUGAUGAACGUAGUACUUCAUCGCCGGCGCUGUUAAACCAACACCAACAAAUCCAUCAAAAUUAUCAUCUACAUCAAGUAGAAGAAAAUAUCUCACAGAGAAAUGUAGUGACAUCUUUACCAACACCUUCGCCAUCAUCAAUUUCAUCUUCAAAAAGUGCGUAUUUGCAACAACCAAUGCAAAUACAACCAACACAACCAUUGCCAUUAGGUUCACCUGCAGCUGGUACACUGCCACCAUUGACUGUAACAAUUACAGGAAAUACAGCUAUGAUUUCGAGCAGCGGCCAAAAGAAUUCAUUCGAUUAUAAGCCAUAUAAACCAAAAUUUCACAACGCUUCUCUGUAUGCCUCAUCAAAGGACGGUGCUAGUCAUCAACAGCAACAACAGCAGCAUCAAAACCAACAUCAACUUGUAGAUCAACCAAAAAUAGUUGAAAAUACUUCUAAAAUGUCACAAAAUACACAAAUACAUCAACAGCAACUGCAGCAACAGCAAUCACAAUCGCAACAGCAUCAUCCUUCAUUAUCUCCGAGUACACAGAUCAAAUUAAAUAAUCAUAUCAAUUCACAUCAAAUGCAAUUGCACUUACAACAACAACAGCAACAUGCCGUCCUACCAAUCUCAUCAAAUGCGGCCGCAAUUUAUUUUUUAGGACAGCAGCAGCCUCCGCCACCACCAACAGGCAACUUAUCUCAACAAUACUUUAAUGCAGCUGCUGUUGUACAUCAGCAGGCGUUAGCACAGUUUCAUAUGCUUACACCACAGCAACAACAACAAUAUCAUCACCAACUGCAAAUACAACAACAAUUUCAUCCUGCUGCACCAUUGUUAAAGACAUCUGCAUCAACCUCCCAUCAAAGAAUCAAUCAUCAAACAAUUGCGCCUAUACCAAUUACUCCUGCACCUGUUGCACCAAUAUCGUUACCACCACACCAAAAUCCACUACACUAUAUAGCUAAUACAACUUCAAAUACAAAUUUGUCCGCAACAAAUAAUACAAACAAUAAUAAUAUUAGCAAUAGCAGCGUUGCUACUACUCAAUCCAUGUCAACAACACCAACUACAGGUUUAUUGCAAAGCAACAAAUCUAGUGUGACCACUGCCACAUCUACUGGACUUAUGCCUUUGGAUAAGGAAUUUCUGCAAGAGCAUAUUUCCAAACUGAUUUCACAAAACGAGGCUAUUGUUGAAAACAAAGAACUUUUAUUACAAAAAAAAUACCCGAAAACAUUGAAUCGUUCCCGCAGUUUUAAUAACACUAAUAACAGUGCGUCUAGUUCCAGCACUAUGCACAAUAAUAACUAUAGUGCAGGCACCAAUGGUUUAAUUAAUACAACAUCAGUUGCUAGCGAAAGUACAAAUGCAAAAAUUGCUCAAGCAAUUGUGCAAAAGCAACAACAACAGUUACAACAUCAAUUACAACAACAACAACAGCUUCAACAACAACAACAUCAUCAUCAGCAGCCACAAUAUCAUCAGGUUCCACAUCAGACUUUAGCACAUCCGGUUAAUCAAUUACGAUCAGAAGAGAUGCUUCAAAGCAGUGGCCCACUGAAUGGUAUAUCGAAGCACAUAACCAAUACAAAACCACCAACAGCAUUAAAUAUAUUACCACAGCAACAGCAUCAACCACAACCUCAACCACAGCAAAAUGCUCAAUAUAGAACUGCCCAUCAUGUUCCACAAUCUUUACAAACUCAAGCUCAACAUAUGCUUAAGGAAGUUAUUUCAAUUUCCAGUGGCAAUAUUCCAUUAAAUUUAUCUGCUAAGCCUAAAAUAAACGAGGAAGCGCCGUCAACUUCACCAUCAUUAGGCAUAAACAAUAAUACUACUAUACAAGCUACGAACAAUUUUGCACCACGUAAGCGUCAAUCAAUUGAACACCAGGUCUCAGCCCUAUCUUGCGAGACUUCAUCAAGUAGCUCUAGUGGUAGUAUCAAUAUUAAAAAUCCACCAAAUAAUUCCAUAAUAAAGAAUUUGCUUUUAAACGCACGGGGACUUGCGGUGCCAACAGGCGAAGGUGAAGACGCUGUUUAUGUAUGUCCUCUCUGCUCCUUAGAAUUUCGUACUGCAGAGGACUUGCAGUUACAUAACAGUAGUUACUGUCAAGGUGCAUCAUCAAGUGCUCCAAUUAGUCCAGUAGCCUCACCUUCUUAUAAAUAUUUUCGUUCAAACUCUAUUUCUUUAAAUAUACCUGAACUUAAGGACUCCUUUCGACGAGAACUAUCAAAAAAUCCACUGUCGUUAGUGAAAUUAGCUUGGUCACAGUUAAAAACUAAACCAAGUUCUUUAGUACUAAGUCGCUUGAGUGCCUCUCAGGCUGGCAGCUCCAAGGUAACAGCAUCCAGUACAGCAACAUCAACUUUACCAGUUACCUUAAAUAACAGUAGCAAUACUGCUUCCACAUCUGCGGCUACAGCAUCAACUGGUGCUGACAAUUCGCUUAUAUUAGUUGAUGCUCCGCUUCCAUCGCCAGGACCACUUCUAGGCAAAACACCUUUGGUUGAUUCAUAUAAUAACAGCAAUGAAGACCGUAAAUCAAAAGAUGUUAUUAUAACGAAAAUGCAUGAAGAUCGUCAAUUUUCAAAUAUAAGUUCAGAACACUUAGCAAAUAAGAGACCAAAAUAUGAGGCUGGCCUUUGUGAAAAUUUAUCUAUUUCUCCAUCAAAACGUGUAAGCACUAACAAGUCUAUAACUGGAGAAACAUCAUUACACAAUCUUGCUGGUUCUAAUGAUUUGCCAUUUUAUAAUAAAAAAGAAGAACGCUUAAAACGAUUCACAUCUUCAGGUGGUUCCAUGAUACCAAUAUCAGAAUGCCAAGAGUAUGAAAAAAGUCCAAAAAUGAUACGAACACCAUUAUUAUCGGGUGGUAGUUUUCAAGAAGUUUCACCAAAAGUCAAAGAUAAUGACACUAAAAAUAUAUUAUCUCUAAAUCCUCCAGUAUCCAAACUUAAUUCAUCAAACAUGAAUUUAUCAAAUGGUCCUCAACAUUUUCAAUUUCCGCCUAUUAACUCUAUUACAGCAUUUAAUCCUUUAACAUUGCCAAUACAAAGUAGCAUGGAAAAAAUUAUACCAUAUGUACCAGGAAUACCUGGACCGAAUAAUUUGAUGACACCUCAACUGCCACCAUCUCAAAACUUGCAAAUACCAAAUCAACAUCUAACAUCAACUAGCCGAACGUUGUCACCAAAUCACAAAAAAUCAUCAAGUCCAAUGCCAACUGCCAAUGAUACUGCAAAUAAAUUGUUAAUUCCUUCAAUAACACAAAGUGCAGAUUUGAAGCCACUCUCACCUUUUGGAGGAGUACAAAACGUCCCAAGUGAAUUUUCACGCAUUCCACCUUCACCGGUUUUGCGAAACGUACGCAAUUGGUCAGGAUUACCACAGGGUUCGAGUCAAACACAAAAGCAAGCAACAUUAAACGCCAUUGAAACACCUAAGAAAAGCUUUAAUUUUUUGCGUAUGGCAGAUAAUCUUAGUCCACGCAAAAAUAUAAGUGCUGCAGCUGCUUCAACUUCAGUGACAAUACCAAAAAUAACUGAACAUAUUGAAAAAGAAGUCCGGCAUUUUAAUUUUGACAACAUCUCGAAGGAAAACAGUGAUGUGAUUACAAAUUCGCAAAUAGGUCGUGCAAAUCUGACAUCAACUUUAACACCGCUUCAUGUGGACACUACUGGGCAAAGCCAACCAACAAAUCCAUCAACUCAAAGUACUUCAGAAACCGAUGCUAAGAAAUCCAAAUUUUUACGCCCCACAACUUUGCCGUUAAAACCUGGUACAUUUACACCUAAAAAGCAUCACGGUAUUACACCCAAUGCUAACACUUUACCACUGAUUUCACCAGAGACUCCACGACCUUCAAAAGCAUUUGUACAACUUUAUUUGAAUGGACAUGCUUAUACAUAUUUGGGUCUUAAAAGUAGUACAAAAACAUUUUACUGCACAGUUAAUUGUCCACAACCUUCUUAUGUAGCUGGAAUGCAUAAGCUCUCAAUGUAUAGUGUAUGGCAAGUAUGUGCUGAAAAUAAUCCACAUCCCCUAGGAUUUAAGCCGAAAGUUGUGAUGUCCUUAUAUGAUUCACGUCAUAAGACAAUUGCAAAUACAAUGGCCGGUGCCAACAAUCUUGAAUAUUCUUCAGUAGUUUCACAACAAACUGUCAUGACACCAUUUGUGGCGAGUAAUCCAGGACAAUAUUAUCAUCAUCAGAUUAAACAGCUAAGCACAACAGGAACCACUUCAUCAGAACAAUUGAAAAUUGAAUCUGACGAUUUAGCAUCAAUUAAAAAGGAGGCGAAUAUUGUAAACUCUGCCGGGGGAACCUCAUCAAAUGCUUCCAAUCAAAUGCUUGUUGGUGGUUAUGAAUCGCACGAAGACUAUACGUAUAUUAGAGGUCGUGGAAGAGGGCGUUAUGUUUGCUCUGAAUGUGGUAUACGUUGUAAAAAGCCUUCAAUGCUGAAAAAACAUAUACGCACCCAUACCGAUGUAAGGCCUUACACAUGUAAACAUUGUAAUUUUAGUUUUAAGACAAAGGGAAAUCUGACGAAACAUAUGCAAUCAAAAACUCACUUCAAAAAAUGUAUUGAGUUGGGUAUACACCCAGGACCCAUGCCAGCUGAUAGUGAAUUCUCUGAGCCUGAUGUAGAAUUUGACCAACAGUCCAGUACAUCUGCUGGUGGUCGAACAUCUUCUAUACCAGGUGAAUCUGACACCGACGAUUCAACUGAUAAUGAGACCGAAAGCAGUGAUACUGAUGAAUCUAAAUCACGUUUACAAGAACAGGAAGCUGCAAGAUGUUUACUUUCACUAUCUAUGACUCCUCCAAUUACACAAAGCGUUUCGCCACAACUUAAAAGUGAACAUUACAAUUUUCAACAAGUUAAUACUACUGAAACGAUCGCUUCGGCAUUCGUAAACCACGCAUCCGAACCACCUUUAGCUCAAGUAACUAAUAUUAAACGAGUUGAGUCAUUCACAUUACCAAAACCACCUUUCGAUUAUCAAAAACAAGAAAAAUACUAUUCGAAUCCGGAAGAGUCAAAACCAAAAAAUACCACUACAAGUGCUAAUUUUGAAAGUGCACCAAUUGAUUUAACUAAGCCACGUGUUGCCGAAUCUACUACAUCAAUCGGUGCUCCGACACAAACGGCAUUUAAGCCAACUGGCUCUUCAUAUGAAGUACGCGAACUAGUCGCUGCUAUGCCCGGUCCCUUACAAACUCAAGCACAGAUACGCGACGUAAUAUUCGGUAAUAGUAACAAUGAAUCUGGUUUUCUUAAAACUCUAAUCUUCGCGUCCGACAAAGUACGUACCUCAGCAGAGGUAACGGAAGAUUCGAAAAAAAUCAACGAAAAUAUUUUAUUGCAAGCUUAUAUCACUGAACAAGCACUACAGCGUACAAAAAUUAAACAAAGUCAAAUGAAUCGCAGUUUUCCAGAUCAAUUAAAUAUGGGAAGUGCUAAUCAAAACUGCACUAAUACCAUAACAGUGGUCAGUAAUUCAGGUAGCAACAAACAAGUACUUAGCCCAAUCAAUAGUUCGCAAGCAGACACCCAUUGGACUACUAAUAUAAAUGAAAAUAAUCUUAAAUCAAGUCCUGCUAUGCCGAUUAUGAGUUUAGAACCACUUCCCAACAGUAAAGUUAAAGAUAUUUCAGCAGAUAAUACAAGCAGCGAACGAUUAACAACGUUUGAAGAAAAUAAACAAAAACCUACCGAAUUAACUGAAUCAAAUAAAAACAAAUUACCAAUUAACACAAACAAUAAAACAAAUAAAGUAAAUGAAGAAACUGAGGAUAUUGAAUUUGCGGUAGAUCCGGUUGAAUCAUUGUCGAAACUUAAACCACCAACCAAUAAUCAAAUUAAUCAAAUAAGUACCAGUAAGAGUAUGAACACACCCAACACUGAACCACAAAUUCAUAAUUCUAAUUUACCAGCUGCCGUACAACAGCCUGGUACAACCGAUUUUUCAGGGGUACUAUCUGCACCAACUCGAACUGUUAUAGUUGGAGAAGAUGUAUUUCCAAAAUCUGCAAGCAAUGAAAUGCAACCACGCGCUUAUCCACGCGUACCUAUAUCGACUGAUGGUCGUCCUGUAUGUACAAUAUGUUCCAAAACCUUUCAGAAACAGUCGCAGUUAUCACUGCAUAUGAACAUACACUAUAUUGAACGUAAAUUUAAAUGCGAACCUUGUGGAUUUUCAUUUCGUAUGCAGGGUCAUUUACAGAAACACGAACGUUCAGAGGCACAUAAAAAUAAAGUUAUGAUGAUUUCGACAUUUGGUGUGCCGACUAGUUCAAAUCCACGUCCUUUCGAAUGUACUGACUGCAAAAUCGCUUUUCGUAUACAUGGGCACUUAGCUAAGCAUUUGCGUUCUAAAACCCAUGUACAAAAAUUAGAAUGUUUGCAAAAACUACCAUUUGGCACAUAUGCAGAAAUUGAACGUGCUGGCAUCAGUUUAACUGAAAUUGAUACCAGUGAUUGUGAUAACUCGCUGAUAUCUCUAAAGCUUUUAGCACAAAAACUUAUCGAAAAAGAUCCUACAAAAUUAAAUAACUAUACAACGCCGUCUGGUAUGCCUAGCUCAGAUGCUAAUUCAAACACUGGUAUUGGUUCACAAGAUAGUGCAUCCGAAGAUGGUUUCAGUGCAGCGGCAAGUGCAGCAGCUUCAGCGAUUGCUUCACUUGAUAAUGAUAGCGCAGCAAGUACACCACAACGAACAAACUCAAUGUCAGAAGAUGAAACAAUAGCUGCCAGUUUAAAUAAUAAUCUAAAACGGCGGUUGCCAGGCAGCUUUAGUAAUGGUGAAGAGAGCGAUAACCCAAUUGAAAAUGAGAAACGUAUCUGCUUGGAAGGACGAAGUGCUGUAUCUUCUCCAGCUCCUAACUAUACAGCAACAAAUACUAAUAACUGAUAUUAUGCAUAUAUUCCAUACCAUGGAUCAACAAAAAAUAUGAUGCCCUUGCAGCGACAGAAUGAUCGACAUGCUUCUUAUGUGCCAAAUAGUUAUAACUUUAAUUUAAUACAAAAACGACAAUGAGUUGUGCUAUAAUCACAGAUAGUAGAUGAAUAAUAUUUUUUGAAUAAAAAUAAUUAAAUCUCAUUAUGAUGCUAAAGAUUAUUGAAAAACAUUUUAGAAAAAAAUUGACCAAUCAACUUUUUAAACCAUAUCCAAAAUUAUGCAUAUCGACUGUGAAAAUAGAGAAAUAAAAAACAUUUAAGGAUAUUAUAAAAAUAUCCUUAAAAAUAACUGCGUUGUAAGCACUACUCUAGAAGUUAUAUUCGAAAAAAAAACAAAUUUUAAAUACUAUAAAUGAAUACUAAAAAUAUUAUAAAUGUUAUCAGUGUAAUUAAAACAUUAAUUUAUAUAUAAUUGCCAAUUGAACGAAAUAAGUUUUCUCCUUUGUACAUAAGUUAUAUCAUAAUAGGCCCAUUUUUAGGGCCUAAGUAAGCCAGUCUUUCUGCAAGACAGGCUGCAGGCUUGCACCUACCUAUCUAUAUAAGUUAUUAUAUGGUCCACUUACUGGAAUAACCUAAGUGAAGACUGUUACAGUUAGCUGUUAGCAUCUAAUAGACAUUAAAAGUCUAUGAUAUAUAGAUUAAUAUAUAAUUAACUAACAAAUCUUUGGUAUCAUUUUGUAUUUAAUUA
Molecule: messenger RNA, 10311 nt
Organism: Teleopsis dalmanni
Lineage: Eukaryota; Metazoa; Arthropoda; Insecta; Diptera; Diopsidae
Gene: shn
Exons: 9
Coding region: 952-9576 (2874 amino acids)
Biological process (GO): regulation of transcription by RNA polymerase II
Cellular component (GO): nucleus
Molecular function (GO): RNA polymerase II cis-regulatory region sequence-specific DNA binding; DNA-binding transcription factor activity, RNA polymerase II-specific; zinc ion binding
Source: RefSeq, a predicted model, not a curated record